AUGCACCACACUGAUCACAAACCCCUCGUCCUCACUACUGGCGGUGCCGGUUUCAUUGGCAGUCACACCAUUGUGGAGCUCCUCGACGCCGGUUAUGACACUGUCAUUCUGGAUAACUUUUGUAAUGCUAGCAAAGGUUGCAUAGCGAACCUCGAGAAGGUGUGCGGUCAGAAAAUAAAGACGCGCAACAUCGACCUCCUAGAUAAGGAUGCUCUCACAGCCCUCUUUCACGAGUUCAAGUUCGACUAUGUUAUCCACUUCGCCGCGCUCAAAGCCGUAGGCGAGUCAGUACAGAUGCCCCUUGAGUACUACCAAAACAACAUCACCGGUUUCAUCAAUUUGCUGCAGGUGAUGGUAGCGAACAACGUGAAGAAACUGGUUUACUCAAGCUCUUGCACAGUUUAUGGAGAUCCUUCGAAGCUGCCUCUGACAGAGGAAGCACCGACGGGUCACUGUGCCAACCCUUACGGACGCACUAAGUACAUUGGAGAGAUGAUUCUUGAGGAUCUGACCCAUUCAGACCCGGAGUGGUCUGUAGUCAAUCUUCGUUACUUCAACCCAGUGGGUGCGCACAAGUCGGGUCUCAUUGGGGAGGACGCGGGUCCUGCGCCGAAGAACAUCUUCCCCUGCCUCACCAAAACUGCCUAUGGUCGUAUGCGGGAGGUCGUCGUCUUUGGCAACGAUUACAAUACUCCAGACGGCACUGGUAUUCGAGAUUACAUACACGUGGUGGAUCUCGCCAAAGGGCACGUUUCGGCUGUGAAAUACCUUAACAAAUUCACAGGUUGCAAGUCAUUCAAUCUCGGUACAGGGAAGGGAUACUCCGUAAUGGAACUAAUUAAGGCCAUGGAGAAGGCAUCAGGGAAACCCGUGAAGUACCGUUUCGAUGCUAGACGUGGUGGUGAUAUCGCUAUGGCUUAUGCGGACACGACGUUGGCAGAGAAAGAACUCGGGUGGAAGGCGGAGAAGGGCCUCCGCGAGAUGUGCGACGACGCGUGGCGCUGGCAAUGCAACUUCCCCGACGGAUAUCCAAAAACCACUAAGAACGACAUAUGA
Molecule: messenger RNA, 1056 nt
Organism: Hydatigera taeniaeformis
Lineage: Eukaryota; Metazoa; Platyhelminthes; Cestoda; Cyclophyllidea; Taeniidae
Source: the annotation of a GenBank genome assembly